Camelina sativa (false flax) is the source of this 762-nucleotide messenger RNA. RefSeq lists its product as uncharacterized. NCBI's taxonomy places the organism in Eukaryota, Viridiplantae, Streptophyta, Magnoliopsida, Brassicales, Brassicaceae. The record is from RefSeq and is a predicted model, not a curated record.
AAAUGUAGAAGAAAUCAAUUUACGAACACAGUGAUGAACUAAAACCCUUCCGGGCAAAAAUUAAAAAAUCCUCGAAGCUUUGCUUCAUCGGGAAAGUAUUUGAGAAAUUGUAACUCUUAUGUUCAUCUGGAGAUUUUGAAUUCUUCAUCGGGUAGGUAUCUGAGAAAGGGAGGAGACGAUGAUGAAGACGAAAUUUUUGGAUUGGUAUUUGAAGAUCGCGAUUGGAUCGGCUAUUAUAGGAGGAGGCAUGGAGUUCUUCAUGAUCAAGACUGGUUUCUACGACAAGGUUACUGUAAUAGAAGCAGAGAAACGGGCCUGGGAACAUUCACCUGAAGCUCAAGCCAUGAGAGAAGCUCUUAAUCCCUGGAGAAACAAGGACGCUGAAGCUAGCAAAAGUCCAUAGAUCAAGGAAGAAAGCUCUUUAUUCUCUCUCGUUAAGUUCUUUUCACUCUCCAACUUGCAAUUAUUCUGAUUCAGUUUCUCUCUGUUUUUGAGAGUUGAAAAUUUCAUUAUAUUGUGUUUGCCAAAUGCUAAAUGCAGCCAUCAUCUUUGACCCUAGUUACAUGUUACCAAGAUACCAAACCAUAAAAGAUGUCUUUGUUUUUCUUUCUCUGCACUUGAGCCUACUUCUUCAUCUUCUGUGUCUCUUAUGUCUUGUGUUUGUACAAAGAGCAGAGACAUGUUUUGAGGCUAGGACUUUAUAAGGAACCAUAGAUGUUGUGUUGAAUGUUAUAAAACAGCUUGUGUUAUAUCCCAUUCGUA